Molecule: messenger RNA, 5129 nt
Organism: Paramormyrops kingsleyae
Lineage: Eukaryota; Metazoa; Chordata; Actinopteri; Osteoglossiformes; Mormyridae
Source: RefSeq, a predicted model, not a curated record
CCGGGCCGCCGUAGCGGAUCCGCCUCCUAGUUUCGUUGUGUACAGCCUAUGUGUACAGCAGUGACAGAUCGCAAGUGUUGGAUCUGCGUAGCAGCACGUCGCAGCUGAGUUAUUGGCUACACCGAAACAAUGCGGAUCUGACCAUGGUCAGAAUAAUAACCUGACUCACAGGCCACUGAACGGGGGUGAAACACGUCUCCUGGCUGCAAUGGACGCUGGCGACCAUAAGGCUGUGCAGCUGUCGGCCGAGGUGGAGCCCUUCGUUCCAGAUAAGAGGGGCCUGGACCCCAGCCUGGUGGCCAUGGGACUGUCUGGUGAGGUGGGCGGGGCUGCCCCUGAGGGCCCGCCCAUUCCCAGCUAUCUCAUCACCUGCUACCCUUUUGUCCAGGAGAACCAGCCCAGCAGGCCCCUCCCCCUGUAUGGUGGCGACAGCAGGUGGGUCCAGCCCAGCCCCAGCCACAGCAACCCCUACAUGGCCUACCACCUCCUGUCCCCGGGCCAGACCACAGUGCCCAGCGACUAUGCUUACUACCACCUGGUGCCUGCAUCCUGCCCCCCCCUGCUGGGCUUCUACCCGUCUUUCCCCUCUGGCUAUGGCGCCGCCCCGGUGGCAGCACAUAGUGCUGUCAUUACGGACUGUGGCGACCUCCCCUUGGCGCUGGGGCAGGCCGUCCCCGCAGCCAAUCAGAGGGCAAAGGCCAUCUCCCGGGCGACCGCACUACCCAAGCAGCAGCCGAUGUACCAGCCCCAGAGAGGCAGGAGAGCUCCGAGUCGAAGCGUGGUGGCCCAGAAGGAGGUGCCGACCUUCAGCCCAGACGGUCGGCCCAAAGCCAUCAUGCUGGUGGACGCUGCUCAGCAAACCGAUUUACCAGGGGCGGUGGAUGGGGCCAGUGCGUCGCCGUGGAAGAGCCGGGCACGGCGGAGGCGGGUGGGGCACCUGGGGUUCGAGCCGUCUGGGGAGCAGGGCGCUAGCGAGGCCGACAUUGACAGCGACAGCGGGUACUGCAGUCCCAAGCAUGUCCAGGCAGCUGCUGCCUCCCACGGUGCCACAGCGGGGGUGGAGGCUGCAGUGAUGAUGGGUGUCAGCUGGCUGGGUGUGGCCUCCCAGAGGCCCUGGGGGGACAGGAAUGGUGUCUGUCACAGGGAAGGACGAGUGCCAUCUGAACAGAGAGCCUAUUCACAGUGCUCCUCCCCUGACUCCCCCACGUGCAGUGCUCCUCCCCUGACUCCCCCACGUGCAGUGCUCCUCCCCCGAAUUCCCCAUGUGGCACUCUCCUCCCCGGCUCCCCCCUAUGCGGCGUGUUCCUCCCCUGACUCCCCCUGCCCGGUGCACUCCUCCCCCGACUUCCCCCGACCGCUGACCGUCUUCCUGUCUGCGUGCCUCAGGUACUGCAACCAGGUGCUGAACAAGGAGAUCGAUGAGAGCGCCACCCUCCUCCUGCAGGAGCUGGUGCGCUUUCAGGAGCGUGUUUAUCAGCGGGACCCCAGCAAGGCCAAGUCCAAGCGCCGGCUGGUCAUGGGGCUCCGCGAGGUCACCAAACACAUGAAGCUCCUCAAGAUCAAGUGUGUCAUCAUCUCGCCCAACUGUGAGAAGAUCCAAGCUAAAGGAGGUCUGGAUGAAGCUUUGUACAACGUCAUCGCCAUGGCCAGGGAACAGGAGAUCCCGUUUGUGUUCGCACUGGGCCGCAAGGCGCUGGGCCGCUGCGUCAACAAGCUGGUCCCCGUCAGCGUGGUGGGCAUCUUCAACUUCUCCGGAGCCGAGGAGCUCUUCCACAAGCUGGUGUCUCUGACGGAGGAGGCCCGUCAAGCCUACCGGGACAUGGUGUCUGCGCUGGAGCAGGAGCAGGCCGAGGAGGCGCUGAGGAGCGUCAGGAAGCUCCCUCACCAUAUGGGGCACUCGCGCAAUCCCUCGGCUGCCAGUGCCAUCUCCUUCUGCAGCGUCAUCUCCGAGCCCAUAUCUGAGGUCAACGAGCAGGAGUACGAGACAAACUGGAGGAACAUGGUGGAGUCGUCAGACGUCCAGGAGCCUGCCGAGGGCGGUACUGACAGAGAGCCAGGCAGCAGGCCGGCCCAAACCGCUGUGCCGGGCCAGCCCAGGAGCGUGGGGCUCGCGGCCGAGAGGGAGGAGGGCCGCCUGGACGACUCACUGGAGUGCGCCUCCCAGCACUCGGCGCACUGCACAGAGACCGGCUCCCUCGACGGCAGUGGGAGGGACCCACACAGCUCCUCCAUCACAAGCACAGCCAGCACGCUAGUGCCUGGAAUGUUGGAGGAGGGUGAGGAGGAGGAAGAAGAGGAGGAGGAAGAGGAGGACUAUACCCACGGAGCCGUCUCCCUGGAGGUGCCACCCCUGAGCAGCCGGAUUGAGUCGUGGGUCUCAGAGACCCUGGAGAACCUGCAGUUACAAGAGAUCCAGAAUAGCAGUGAGGAUGAACAUGCAGCGGUGGGAGAAGGUGUUCCCAGUGAGGAAGAGCUGGAUGCGGUGGAACUUAGCGAACCCACGCUGGACUAUGAAGAGCAGCAGCUAGAUGCCAAGGGCGGCUCCCUUUGACAGACUGCACUCCACUUCCCUGUCCAACCCAAAACCAGCACCCGCCCACUCAUAGCAUGUGAGUUAUUGAGACAGCCCACCUGAUACAGGAAUGGGCUGCAUUACCUCAGGAAGUUCUCCUGGACCAUCUCCAUCAACACAGUGGACUAUGAUCUAAAAAUUGUUAGCAAUUUUGGAUCUAUAAUCCGUUCUGAAAACUUAUUAAAUUAUUGUAGAAAUAAGUUUGAGAAGUUCGAAAUUCUUUAAUGGUCUUAACUACUAUCUUUGCACCUACUAAAUUGGACCACAAGGGACACUAAACCAAGGCUGUGCUGUUUUCCAGUGGGAGUUGGACGGUUUUGAGCCCUGUCUCUUCCUUGAUUCUGCCUGAUUGAUUUACCGUUAUGUGUGUAUCAGUAGACUGACGGCACAUGGCACUGUGCUUAAAAUGAAGGAAAUGUAAAUCCAGACCUGCUUCAGUUUGGCCAAUUUGGAGCUCAUUUAUCACACUAACCCACAAUGAACCUGCACUCAUUUUUGCACAAGAUACAUAAAUGUCAAAUGCAGAUGAUUGAUGCUAACAGAUUGCUUGCACAUGUGACCCAUAUAACAGGUUUAGGUAAUCAAAUGUAAGAAAACAAAUAUUCCAUGUAAUUUUAUAGGAGUUAUGUGUCACAAUCACAGAAAUGAACUUUUAAGUACGAAACAUUUUCAUGUAUUACUAACUUAUAAUAAAACGAAACUAAUAGUUUUACAGAUUAUUUUGAAGAUUAUCAAGAGUAACAUGUACCAGUGCAAUUUUAAAUGUCUUGAGCAGACGAUACUAGAUUUAGUGGCACAAUUUUGCUGCAAUUGUUGUUUUUCAAUACUACUUUCAUAUCUCUUUUUCUCAAAAGGUAAGACUUUAGCCCACAAAAAAAUGGAAUCCAAGCUGGUCUUUGGCUUAGAAAAUCAUUCAGAUAGACAUUAGUGUGCUGUACAUUGAUUGAUCUUUUGCGUGUUUUUAUUCUGCAUUUUACAUAAUUAAUUCUGAGAUGCCAGGCACAGCACGCAGACUUGAAUAAUAUGUUAAAUGCAGUGCUCUGGUGACAGCCUUAGGAACCGUAACUUAAACAACCAGGACUUCUUAAGAAAAUUAAUUUGGCUUUUUUUUCCCAUUAAUUGCACGUAUUUUUUUUCUCUAUAUUUUCUUGUUUUGAAUGAAUAGACUUUUGAAUAUCCUUGAACUUUAGAAAGGUGUGUAUGUGCUGUGCAUUGUUCUGAGCCUCUGAGAAAUACCAGCAGUUUGUGUCACCAGAACUAAAUACUCUAACCCUUCUUAGCAUAUAAGGCAAGAUUUAUACACUCACACUUUUUCUUUUGCUCUUUUGAGACAAAUCAAGGGACCUGUAACAUUAAGGUCAAAAAGCUGACUGGGUUUUCUCCAAGGUGCACUUUAAAUGUAUAGAUUUUAAAGCCAGUCAGAAUUUUACACAUCUGAAUAACGUGUGAUAAUAAGCAGCUUUAUGACAGUGUGUUACUGUGGUGUAACUAAACUGAAUUGUCUCCCUUUUUAUACUAAUGGUACUGUACCUGUGUGUAAACAAUAUUCCUGGCGUUACUGUAUUUUAUUAAUGUUUACCCAGUAACAAUCGAGAAGGCACCAUUUGCACAAUGUAAAUACUACUACAUUCCUACUUGUACCUAAUGUGAAACCCGAGCUGUAUGAAGAACUUUUAAGCAUAUUGCUUUUCUUUAUAUUACAUUUAAGCGUGUCCCUUUAAACUGACUCACAGUAAUUACUUACAAAAAAAAAACAUUGAUUUUGAAAUAUAAAGCCAGUCAAGAGGCGUUCUACUGAGAAAAGGAACAAUUGUAAUGUUUAUAUUGAAUCUUUUUUAAAUUACACUUUAAUUGAACAUAGUUGUAAGAUUGUCUGUUUAUAUAUGAGGAAAUAUGUAGGAAAAAAUCUCUGCUUCUGCUUUUGGAUUUUAUAUUUCAAAAUAUUUUUGUAAGGACUGGAGCUUCCGGAGUGAUUUUCAUGCCAUAACUGUUUUUUUCUUUAGAAACUGGUUCAAGUAUUUUUGACAGAAUUGCUAUUUAAAAAUCCAUCCAUCCAUCCAUCCAUCCAUCCAUCCAUCCAUCCAUUCACUAACCCUGUUCUGAGUGGCAGGGGGGCUUGCAGCCACUAGCAGGCAGCAUAAGGCACAAGGCUGGACUACACCGUCGACGGCAUGCCACUCCAAUGCAGGGCACAUGUGCACACAGUCUUAUGCUGUGAGCAACUUAGUGAUGCCCUCUCCAGACAGACCAGACACACAGGAGGAAUUAAAAACCCCAGUUCCGUAUGUGUGAAAUUUAUGCUACCGUUUAGAGCCACUGUGCUGCCCUGAUAUUCAUUCUUAGUAAAAUCACUUUUUACUGAAUGAUUAUGUAUGUGAUUCCAUGUCAUUUUUGCAAUAACUUUUUUAAGUACAAUAGAAUUGACAAUUGACUUACAAAAGGCUUUUCCUGGGGGUUUAUUGGCUUGUUUGGAUUUCUUUAUUUAAACUGCUCUGUUAUAAAGGGAGGUUAUUGUAUAUCAUGCAUUUUUUCUGAAAUUAAAAGUCUUUGUCUUGCC